Molecule: messenger RNA, 1672 nt
Organism: Drosophila innubila
Lineage: Eukaryota; Metazoa; Arthropoda; Insecta; Diptera; Drosophilidae
Product: synaptic vesicle glycoprotein 2C
Exons: 9
Coding region: 71-1609 (512 amino acids)
Biological process (GO): transmembrane transport
Cellular component (GO): membrane
Molecular function (GO): transmembrane transporter activity
Source: RefSeq, a predicted model, not a curated record
AAUGAAAGCUUAAAAGGCGGUGCUGUUUUGGUAUGACAAUCAGUUGGAUGUGCUCUCUUGAAAUACUAAUAUGCAACACUUAAAUACUGAUCGCAAUGCUACCCCAGAUGAAUUGGAAUACGAUGAGAUCUUGGAGAAAAUUGGAUAUGGCAAGACUCAGUGGAUACUGCUGAUUGUAAGUGGCCUUCUGACAAUUACUUCAGUGGCUGCUCAAACGUCUAUGGGGAUUGUGGUGCUCGCCUCCCACUGCGAGUUCCAUACAACGCAGUCCGAGAAGGGGGUCAUGAUGGCGGCAUGUGUGGCGGGUAUCUUUCUGUCAAAUUACAUAUGGGGAUACGUCAGCGAUGCUAUAGGUCGCCGUUCGGUUCUCCUCUAUGGCAUCUUUAUAUGCAAUGGCCUUCAGUUCAUUCUCAUGUUUGUUUCAAGCGUUUGGCUGUUUAACAUUAUCAAUUUGAUCUGUGGCAUCAGUCUCGGCGGUGUCUCAGGCGGACUUUAUCCAUAUUUGAGUGAAUUUAACAUACCUCGUCACCGAGCGGUGACGAUCAAUUAUUCAACCAUGUUUGUCAGUUUAACUGCAAUUUAUGUCCCAGCGACGGCUUGGUUAAUCUUAUCUUCAGACUGGUCCAUCAAUUUGCUUGGUGACUUUGUUUUCCGGCCAUGGCGUUUAAUAAUGCUAUGUAAUCUGUUACCCGGUCUUAUUGGAGGCCUAAUACUCAUCAUUUAUCCCGAAAGUCCAAAAAUUUUGCUCUCACUAAAUAAGGACAGAGAGGCAUUGGAUGCCGUUGAUUGGAUUAGUAAAUUUAAUCGAGGGCUGACAAUAAAUCAGGUGUUAAAUCGAAAUGAAUUUACUCUGAAACCAGAGAUUCAAAGUGAUGAAAAUAUAUUGGCGAAUCAUAGAGGCUGUAAUAUAUUGAUAAAUAUCGCUCGGGCUACACGUCCCUUGUUUCAAAAACCUCAUGGAUUCAAUUUUAUAUUAUGCAACGUGGCUGUGAUUGGCUUGUUUUUUAGCUCAAAUGGAAUGCAGUUUUGGUUUCCAGAAAUUGUUAACCGUACAUCUAGCACAGGAUCUAACACUUCUUCAACUGUUUGCGAAAUAUUGGAUAAUUCUUUCAUGCAACCAGUAAAUAAUGCAUCAAUGACAGACUCAGUGGUGUGCAUUAAUCCAAUAUCAACGAAGACCUACAUCGACAAUAUGAUAGUUGGAGUUGCGUUCUUGAUAGGCUUCUCAGUACAAGGCCUUCUACUUAACCCCUUCGGGCGGAAAAACGUUCUCAUGGGCGCAAUAUUUUUUUCAAUUUUGAGUGGAAUUUUACUACACAUUGUGUCAAAUACGACAGCAGUCCUAGCUCUAUUCUGUCUUUACAUUCUAUUACCAGGAUUAUCAAUCUCUAUAAUGCUGGGUGCAAUUGUCGAUUUGGUGCCAACACAUUUAAGAGGAAAAGCUGUCAGUCUGUCCAUGUCUUUGGGACGCCUAGGCAUUAUUGCUGCAACCAAUCUAAUUGGCAUAAUGUUGGAACCAUACUGCAAUACAACUUUUGCUCUGUUAACAUUUAUUCUAAUUGUUUGUAUUAUCACUGUUUUUCGGUUGCCAAUCAAGAAUUCUGAAUAGAAAACAUACUAUUGCGAACUCACAUAUACGAUAUAAAUAAAAUUGUUAUCUAAAAUCUUAAAA